GCCCCUCGCCGCGCACGGAGAUGGCGGAGUUGGACAUUGGGCAGCACUGCCAGGUGGAACACUGCCGCCAGCGAGAUUUUCUUCCAUUUGUAUGUGAUGGUUGUUCAGGAAUAUUUUGCCUUGAACACAGGAGCAGGGAGUCACAUAGCUGUCCUGAGGUGACUGUAACCAGUGAGGGACUGAAGUCAGAUACACAUACAUCUUACCCAUGCUCAUUCAAGGAAUGUGCUGAAAGAGAGCUUGUACCAGUUGUGUGCCCUUAUUGUGAGAAGAAUUUUUGCCUGAGACACCGUCAUCAGUCAGAUCAUGAAUGUGAAAAAUUGGAAAUCCCUAAGCCUCGUAUGGCUGCCACUCAGAAACUUGUUAAAGACAUUAUUGAUUCCAAGACAGGAGAAACAGCGAGUAAACGAAGGAAAGGUGCAAAAAAUAGUGAAACAGCUGCAAAGGUAGCAUUGAUGAAAUUAAAGAUGCAUGCUGAUGGAGAUAAAUCAUUGCCACAGACAGAAAGAAUUUACUUUCAGGUCUUCUUACCUAAGGGGAGCAAAGAGAAAAGCAAACCAAUGUUUUUUUGCCAACGAUGGAGCAUUGGAAAGGUCAUAGACUUUGCAGCUUCUUUAGCCAGUCUUAAGAAUGACAACAACAAAUUAACAGCUAAGAAAUUGAGGUUGUGUCACAUUACCUCAGGAGAAGCCUUACCCUUGGAUCAUAUUUUGGAAACCUGGAUUGCUAAGGAGGAUUGUCCUUUACAUAAUGGUGGAAAUGUUAUCUUGGAAUAUCUUAAUGAUGAAGAACAGUUUUUAAAAAAUGUGGAUUCUUACUUGGAAUAGUCUUUGAAGAUUCAAACCAGGAAUCACAAGGAAAAUUCAAUGUUAAUCAAUUUCUUUUAUUGCAAGUAUUAUAUAUUUUUUUAUUUUUGAAUUUUUGGGGGGAGUUCUCUUAUGGUGCAGUGGAUUAAGGAUCUGGCAUUGUCACUGCAGUGGCCUAGGUUGCUACUGUGGCACAGGUUCAUUCGCUGGCCUGGGAACUUCCACAUGUUGUAGGUGCAGCCAAAAAAAAAGAAAAAGAGAAAGUUACUUUUUAUUUCCAUUAUGUCAUAAUUUAAUUAUCAGUUUUCUAUUAAGUUGAAUUUGAAUUUUUGUGUUUUCAAGUUUAACUAUGAACUGACAUUCAAUUAUUAGCAAAUUCUUGUAUCUAAUUCACUUUUAUUAGGUUGUGCUGUAGUAAAAAUAACAAAGAUGUAUUUUUCAUUUGGUUAA
This is a messenger RNA of Phacochoerus africanus (Common warthog), 1256 nucleotides long. It is a transcript of the gene ZFAND1, whose product is annotated as zinc finger AN1-type containing 1. The transcript has 8 exons. Gene Ontology annotation, molecular function: zinc ion binding. Bases 21 to 827 code for a protein of 268 amino acids. Gene Ontology annotation, biological process: cytoplasmic stress granule disassembly. The record is from RefSeq and is a predicted model, not a curated record. NCBI's taxonomy places the organism in Eukaryota, Metazoa, Chordata, Mammalia, Artiodactyla, Suidae. Gene Ontology annotation, cellular component: cytoplasm; cytoplasmic stress granule.